Molecule: messenger RNA, 1125 nt
Organism: Rhododendron vialii
Lineage: Eukaryota; Viridiplantae; Streptophyta; Magnoliopsida; Ericales; Ericaceae
Product: disease resistance RPP13-like protein 4
Exons: 2
Coding region: 1-1125 (374 amino acids)
Molecular function (GO): protein binding
Source: RefSeq, a predicted model, not a curated record
AUGGGAUUCGUUGAGCCCGUCGAAGAAAACGUCAAAGGAGACUUCAAUGUAUGCUCGGUAAAGCCAGAUAUUCGAUCAGCUUUGCUCGAAAUAGCCCAUACUAAGGGCUUCUUUGAUUUCGAUUCAGACGACAACCCCACUGCCAAUUCUCGCAGAGCAUGGUUGGAGAAAACUAAAGAAGGGUCAUUACAACAUCUAUCCAACCGCUGGUUAUCAAAGAAGGAGGACAUCGCAGUGAUUCAUCUGGGAAAUUGGAGCAGUAGUUCCACAGACAACUACAUUGAAGCAGAGUACCCAGAUUUCUUAAAAUAUUUGCACGAUGCGAAACUCCUGAGGUGUUUGAGCCUCAAUGGGAUCUGUGGAAUCACACAGCUUCCAGAUUCCAUUUCCAAAUUAGCCCUUCUCAACAUAUUGGACCUGAAAUAUUGCCGGGAUUUGGAGAAGUUGCCCAAGGAGAUAGGUAUGCUCAGAAAGCUAACGCACUUGGACAUAUCCGGCUGUUACCUACUGGACGAAAUGCCUAAGGAACUUGCUUCGCUUUCAGAGCUCCGAGUUCUCAAGGGAUUCAUUAUUUUUAGCUCAAGGAAAGGAACUAAGCAGUGCACUCUUGGUGAUUUGGUGAAAUUGGGGAAGUUGAGGAAACUCAGCCUCUAUGCCGACAAAGAGACCACUGGAGAAAAUGGAGAGCUGAACUACUUAUCAGAGUUUCGAUACUUGCGAAUAUUAGCAAUAUCGUGGAUUGCACCAUGUCCUGAUCCCCAAUCAGAGCCAAUCAAGAAGCUCAUCGACACAAGUGUGGUGUCCCCAUCGCUUCCUUCUGGCUUAGAGAAAUUAGACUUGAGGUGUUGGCCUUUGUCGACGAUGCCCAGUUGGAUAAAGCCAAGUGAACUCAACAGCUUGAAGAAACUCUACAUCAGGGGAGGAAAGCUUUCGCGUAUGCAAAUUAUACAAGUAGAGGGGUCUAAGUCACAAUGGAUGGUUAAGAUCUUACGUCUCAAGUUCUUGAGAGAACUGAGCAUGGAUUGGGAAGAAGUAGGUACAUUGUUUCCAAACUUGGUGUACUUCGAGAAAGUGGAUUGCCCUCAGCUAUCGUCCUUUCCAUUCCAGGUUGUGUGGAGAGUCUAA